Molecule: messenger RNA, 2028 nt
Organism: Rhodotorula toruloides NP11
Lineage: Eukaryota; Fungi; Basidiomycota; Microbotryomycetes; Sporidiobolales; Sporidiobolaceae
Exons: 4
Coding region: 1-2028 (675 amino acids)
Source: RefSeq, a predicted model, not a curated record
AUGGCGAGACAGCUAAGCACCACAGCUGCGAGGCAGACUGAGCUACCCAGUGCUGCUUCGUCCGCUUCCUUCGCCUCCUUCACCGACCCUGCCCCUUCAUCAUCGACCUCGAGGUUGCCCGCGCAGCCCGCUGCCACCUCGAGCGCCAGACCAGCCACUCCGUAUAUGUCGACAAAGCUCGCACUGGUCAGGGGCAAGGAUGUACGUCUGGGGCAUGCCGGCGCCGAGCAGCAAAGUCGCGGCUUUCGAUCUGGACGGUACGAUCAUCCAACCGAUGAAUGGCAACCCGUUUCCGAAGGACUCGUACGACUGGGAACACUUUGUGGCGGUUCCGUCGUCCGCAAGUCGCAAGACUUGCUUCGUGACAGCUACGCCAUUGUCCUCUUCAUGAACCAAGCCUCCCCCUUCUCCGACCUGAGCGCCGACUUCCGCCGCAAGAUCCCCUUCGUCUGCCGGCGCGUCAACGUUUCGCUGCACGUCUUUGCAUGCUUCGAGUUUGACGAGAUCCGUCGUCGAGUACUGGCUGCGGGAGGGUGCUACGCAUCGCUGCGCGCGCGGGUCGUAUACGCCAACACACACCUCAUCUCCCCCUCCCUGCACUCGCUCGCAUACUGGCCCGCUCCGCCAUCCUUCCUCGCCUCCCUCCUCCUCCAGUUCGUCUGGGGCGGCACCUCGCACUACUACGCAGUGCAGAAGGACACCGUCUUCCUCCAGGUCGAGCAAGGAGGACUCGGCCUUCUCAACCCUGUCGACCUCGAUCACGCCAACUCGCUCGCUUUCCUCGAUUCGAUCUAUAUGGCGACUCCCUCCCUUUAUCUCGACCUCGCCCUCGCUUCCCGCAAUCGCACCCUCCGGCCUCAACAACCCGACUCGUCCUCGCCUUCCUCCUCCUCGCCUGCCUGGUCUCCCUGGUCCAUCUUCCGCGCCUCAAAAACAAGGAUCAAGAGUCAUCUAUGGUCUCGUACCCUUUCUGCACUACGCUCUUCACCCCUGGCUGUGUCGCUGUACGGGCUUGGACCCGCUCCCACCGCCUCUUUUUUGUCCCUUCCUCCCUCUCUCUUCUCGCCGCGGACUCACCAAGGUCAAAACCAUCGCUCAACUGUACCACCAUCAUCGCAUCACCAACAACUGCCAACCCGGACUCUACACACGCUAUCUCCCGACCUCGCCCCCUCGCUCCUCAUCCGGUCGCCUCGCCGCUCGGCACGACUGGCUUCUGUUUGUGGCUGCUCACCCUCUUCUGCGUUAUUAUCUUCCCCUCGCCGACCUUGCUGGAACCCCCAUCCCUCUCCCUACUCCUCAGGACCCGCCUCCUACCGCCUUCUCCUUCCUCGGCCUCCCUCACGGCUUCUCCGCCUCCGCCGCUCGCCGCGCUCUCGUCGCCCGCCGCACAGUCGUCGCACUACACCCACGACUCGAGCCGCACUUGCCCCAAGCCGUCCCACAGGCGACGUCCACUCGACUUUGGCGCUGGCUUCGUCGUCAACCGGCAACUCCGCGGGAGGCAGACACGCAUUGGAAGAUUCUACAGGGCGCACUUACGACUGUCGACGGCAGUUACAGAUCGCUGAAGACGACUGCUGCAUCUUCUGCGGAUUGUGCGACUCCCUCAUCCACGCCCUCUUCGACUGCGACUUCUCCUCGUCGUACUGGUCCGCCCUCGUCAGCCUUCUCGCCCACAGCAUCAACGACUACAUGACAACGACGACCCUCGCGCCCGACGAGCUUCUCCUCGGCCUGCCCACCCUCUCAGCCGUCACCGACGUUUCGUCCUCGCCUCUUCUCCGCGCCAUCGUCGCCAUCGGCUUCCAAAACGCUCGUCGACACUCGCUGGGCUCGCAUUCGGCCGACAAACCCCACUCGGACGUCGCCGUCCGCCGAUACGCUGGCAAGUCGCGCCUUCGCAGCCAUCGCCGUCCGCCUCGAGUAGGCUUCCUCUCGGAUCCUGGCGGGUCCUUCGCCCUUCUUUCGCCCUCGCUUUCUUCUUCCCGUUAUAGCCUUUCAGGACUGAGCGUACUGCGCCUUUAG